Ogataea angusta is the source of this 732-nucleotide messenger RNA. RefSeq lists its product as uncharacterized. NCBI's taxonomy places the organism in Eukaryota, Fungi, Ascomycota, Pichiomycetes, Pichiales, Pichiaceae. Gene Ontology annotation, molecular function: 2 iron, 2 sulfur cluster binding; electron transfer activity. The record is from RefSeq and is a predicted model, not a curated record. Gene Ontology annotation, cellular component: mitochondrial membrane. Bases 1 to 732 code for a protein of 243 amino acids. Gene Ontology annotation, biological process: respiratory electron transport chain; aerobic respiration; tricarboxylic acid cycle. The transcript has a single exon.
AUGGCCACCCAGGCUACUGCCCAAAGACUGAAGACAUUCAAGAUCUACAGAUGGUCUCCAGACGCCCCAGAUAAGAAGCCAUACAUGCAAGAGUACAAGAUUGAUCUGAACCAGUGUGGUCCGAUGGUGUUGGACGCCAUCAUCAAAAUCAAGAACGAGCAGGAUGCCACGCUCACUUUCAGAAGAAGUUGCAGAGAAGGAAUUUGUGGCUCAUGUGCCAUGAACAUUGGCGGCCAGAACACGUUGGCCUGUCUGUGCAAAAUCGACCAGGACACCUCCAAGGAGACCAAAAUAUAUCCACUUCCACACAUGUACAUCGUGAGAGACCUGGUGCCGGACCUCACGCAUUUCUACAAACAGUACAAAUCGAUCCAGCCAUACCUGCAGACCAAAAAUAAGCCAGCCGAUGGCAAGGAGAACCUGCAAAGCGAGGAGGACAGAAAGAAGUUGGAUGGAUUGUACGAGUGUAUUCUGUGUGCUUGUUGCAGUACCUCGUGUCCUUCCUACUGGUGGAACCAGCAAGAAUACCUUGGACCUGCCGUGCUGAUGCAGGCCUACAGAUGGCUUGUGGAUUCGAGAGACGAGGCCACCAAGAGCAGAAAGGAGAUGCUGCAGAACUCCAUGUCGUUGUACAGAUGCCACACCAUCAUGAACUGUUCGCGUACCUGUCCUAAGGGUCUGAAUCCGGGUAAGGCGAUCGCCGAGAUCAAGAAACAAUUAGCAUUUGAUUGA